ACUUGCAAUUCGCUUUCGCAAAUUGGCGCGUCAAGUAGGAAAUCCCUACCGCCAAAGCCCAAAAAAAGCGUUCUCCUGCCAUUGCCUUCUCUGAGAAGCUCGAAUUCGAAAAGUCUUCCAACUAGUCUCCACAGGCCGAGCUCUCAUUUUUCCUCUUUCCACAAUCCAUUCAUGGAUUUUGACCCUGAAGAUCUGUUUCGAGAUGACGAUGACGACCCCGAAAAUGAAUUCUAUCAGGGAAAAGAAUCAACCAAAGAAUCUGUUGUCUACCUCGUUGAUGCAUCGCCGAGAAUGUUCUACCCAGCAGCUAAUGCAGAAGAUGAGAAGAGCGAAACCCCUUUUCAUGUGGCUGUCAAUUGUAUUUCCCAGGCUUUGAGGACCCAAAUCAUUAAUAGCUCUUAUGAUGAAGUUACAAUAUGCUUCUUCAACACGAGGGAAAAGAGAAAUUUGCAGGAUUUAAAUGGUGUCUAUGUCUUUAAUGUUCUUGAACGUGAGUACCUUGAUAGGCCGACAGCAAGGCUGAUUAAAGAGUUUAGUAGUAUAGAAGAAACCUUUAUGAGUGAAAUCGGGAGUCAAUAUGGAAUCAUUUCUGGGAGUCGAGAGAACUCCCUUUAUAAUGCACUUUGGGUUGCACAAGCACUGCUGCGCAAAGGGUCUAGAAAAAAUGUUGAUAAGAGAAUACUUUUGUUCACGAAUGAAGAUGAUCCUUUUGGCGGCAUUAAAGGAGCAGCACAGAAAGACAUGAUUAGGACGACGAUACAACGUGCAAAAGAUGCACAAGACCUUGGCAUCUCAAUUGAACUUCUCCCCUUAAGUAGGCCAAAUGAUGAGUUUAACAUCUCACUAUUCUAUGCUGAUUUGAUUGGACUGGAAAGGGAUGAUCUCUCUUUGUUCAUAGCAUCAGCAGGGGACAAAUUGCAAGAUAUGACAGAUCAGCUGAGGAAACGAAUGUUCAAGAAGCGUAAAGUUAGAAGAAUCACAUUCUCAAUAGCUAACGGGAUUUCUAUUGAAUUGAAUUCAUAUGCUUUGCUUCGUCCAACCUUACCUGGGGUGAUUACCUGGCUCGAUUCUGUUACCAAUCUUCCUUUGAAGUCUGAAAGAGCUUCUUUUUGUGCGGAUACUGGUGCAUUGAUGCAAGAGCCUGCAAAACGUUUUCAUCCAUACAAAAAUGAGAAUGUUCUGUUCACCAUGGAUGAGCUAUCUGAAAUAAAAAGGGUUUCAACAGGCCAUCUUCAUCUUCUAGGAUUCAAGCCAUUGAGUUGCCUAAAAGAUUAUCACAAUUUAAGGCCAUCGACCUUUGUAUUUCCAAGUGAUGAGGAAAUUGUUGGAAGUACUUGCAUUUUUAUCGCUCUUCACAGAUCGAUGUUACGUCUUAGAAGGUUUGCAGUUGCAUUUUAUGGUAGCUCAGCUCAUCCUCAAAUUGUUGCCCUGAUUGCACAAGAUGAGAUAACAAGUUCAAGUGGUCAAGUUGAGCCUCCUGGAAUGCACAUGAUAUACCUUCCAUAUUCUGAUGACAUCAGACACCCUGAAGAGGUUCAUAUGGCUGUUGAUGCUGAGACUCCUCGAGCGACAGAUGAUCAAAUCAAGAAAGCAAUGGUUAUAUUGAAGCGUGUGGACCUGAAAGACUUUUCAGUUUGCCAGUUUGCAAAUCCUGCCUUGCAGAGGCACUACGCAGUAUUGCAGGCCUUGGCUCUAGGUGAAGAUGAGAUGCCAGACGCCAAAGAUGAAACUGCACCUGAUGAAGAAGGCUUGGCUAGACCAGGAAUUGUCAAUGCACUAGAAGACUUUAAGGUUGCUGUCUAUGGAGAAAACCAUGACCAGGAGGAAGCUGAAUCUGCAGAAAAAUCUUCAGAGGCUUCCAGAAAGAGAAAAGCAAUAGCUGAAACAGCUGUUAAGGAGAGUGCAAAUUACAAUUGGGCAGAGCUUGCAGACAAUGGGAAGUUGAAAGAUUUAACUGUGGUCGAGUUAAAGUACUAUCUGUCAGCACACAAUCUCCCUGUUGCUGGUAAGAAGGAGGCUUUGAUCAGUAGGAUCUUAACUCACAUGGGGAAGUAAGUUCAAGCUAAUUGGAUGGCAUAACCUGGUGCAGAGCCUUAUGCAAUUGUCGGCAAUUUCUACUGCUCCAAAAUGUAGUUUGCUUGUUUCAUUCAAGUUUUGUGCCGAUUUCUGCGUUAUAAAAAUUUGUUAGAUUGAAAUCUCA
Molecule: messenger RNA, 2200 nt
Organism: Magnolia sinica
Lineage: Eukaryota; Viridiplantae; Streptophyta; Magnoliopsida; Magnoliales; Magnoliaceae
Product: ATP-dependent DNA helicase 2 subunit KU70
Exons: 20
Coding region: 172-2055 (627 amino acids)
Biological process (GO): cellular response to gamma radiation; double-strand break repair via nonhomologous end joining; cellular response to X-ray
Cellular component (GO): nucleus; Ku70:Ku80 complex
Molecular function (GO): telomeric repeat DNA binding; double-stranded DNA binding; damaged DNA binding
Source: RefSeq, a predicted model, not a curated record